Molecule: messenger RNA, 2208 nt
Organism: Orycteropus afer afer
Lineage: Eukaryota; Metazoa; Chordata; Mammalia; Tubulidentata; Orycteropodidae
Gene: TSHR
Product: thyroid stimulating hormone receptor
Biological process (GO): G protein-coupled receptor signaling pathway
Cellular component (GO): membrane
Molecular function (GO): thyroid-stimulating hormone receptor activity
Source: RefSeq, a predicted model, not a curated record
AUGGUGCAGAAGCCCCUAGUACAGCUAGUGCUGCUGCUCGCCUUUCUUGGGAGCCUGGGGGGAAAGGAGUCUCCGUCUCUGCCUUGUGGGUGCCACCAAGAAGACGACUUCAGAGUCACCUGCAAGAAUAUUCACCGUAUCCCCAGCCUUCCACCCAGUACACAGAUUCUGAAGCUUACCGAGACACAUAUGAAAACCAUUCCUAGUUGUGCGUUUUCAAAUCUGCCCAAUAUCUCCAGGAUUUAUUUAUCAAUAGACGUCACUCUGCAGCAGCUGGAAUCAUACUCCUUCUACAAUAUGAGUAAAAUGACUUACAUUGGAAUUUUCAACACUGGACUUAAAGUAUUUCCUGACCUGACCAAAGUUUAUUCCACCGAAGUAUUUUUUAUACUUGAAAUGACAGACAACCCUUUUGUGACUUCAAUUCCCAUGAAUGCUUUUCAGGGGCUGUGCAAUGAAACCUUGACCCUUUUUGGGGUUUAUAACUCAGGCUUUACGUCUGUAGAACAACAUUACCUGAACAAAAAUAAACACCUGACAGUUAUCAACAAGGAUGCAUUUGGAGGAGUAUACAGUGGACCAACCUUGCUAUCAAAUAUUGGUGGAGCAAUGGUGCAUGUUACGAGAUCUGACCUUUCUUAUCCAAGCCACUGCUGUGCUUUUAAGAAUCAGAAGAAAAUAAGAGGAUUCAUUGAGUCCUUAAUGUGCAAUGAAAGCAAUAUUCGGAGCCUGCGUCAAAAAAAAUCUAUGAAAGCCUCGAAUGGCCCCUUUUACCAGGAAUAUGAAGAGGACCCAGAUGACAGCAGUGCUGGGUACAAGAAAAGCUCCAAAUUCCAGGAUGCCCCCAGUAACUAUCAUUAUUAUGUGUUCUUUGAAGAACAAGAGGAUGAGAUCAUUGGUUUGGAGCAGGAGCUUAAAAAACCCCAGGAAGAGAGCCUACAGGCCUUUGACAGCCAUUAUGAUUACAUCGUGUGUGGAGGCAAUGAAGACAUUGUGUGCACCCCCAAGUCAGAUGAGUUCAACCCCUGUGAAGACAUAAUGGGCUACAAGUUCCUAAGAAUCGUGGUGUGGUUUGUGAGUCUACUGGCUCUUCUAGGCAAUGUUUUUGUCCUAUUUAUCCUCCUCACCAGCCACUACAAACUGACUGUCCCACGCUUUCUGAUGUGCAACUUGGCCUUUGCGGACUUCUGCAUGGGGAUGUACCUGCUCCUUAUUGCCUCUGUGGACCUCUACACUCACUCUGAGUACUACAAUCAUGCCAUUGACUGGCAGACAGGCCCUGGGUGCAACACAGCUGGGUUUUUCACUGUCUUUGCCAGUGAGCUAUCAGUGUACACACUGACGGUCAUCACCCUGGAGCGCUGGCAUGCCAUCACCUUUGCCAUGCGCCUAGACCGGAAGAUCCGCCUCAGACAUGCAUAUGUUAUCAUGGCCGGGGGUUGGGUUUGCUGCUUCCUGCUCGCCCUGCUCCCUUUAAUGGGAAUAAGUAGUUACGCCAAGGUCAGCAUCUGCCUGCCAAUGGAUACUGAGAACCCUCUUGCUCUGGCUUACGUUGUCCUUAUUCUGUUACUCAACAUAAUCGCCUUCAUCAUCGUAUGCUUCUGUUAUGUGAAGAUCUACAUAACAGUACGAAAUCCCCAAUACAACCCAGGAGCCAAAGACACCAAGAUUGCCAAGAGGAUGGCUGUGCUGGUCUUCACUGACUUCAUGUGCAUGGCCCCAAUUUCAUUCUAUGCUCUGUCAGCACUUAUGAACAAGCCUCUCAUCACCGUUACCAACUCCAAAAUCUUGCUGGUUCUCUUCUAUCCACUUAACUCUUGUGCCAAUCCAUUCCUCUAUGCCAUUUUCACCAAGGCCUUCCAAAGAGAUAUCUUCAUCCUGCUCAGCAAGUUUGGUGUCUGUAAACGCCAGGCUCAAGCAUACAGGGGCCAGAGAGUUUCUCUAAAGAAUAGUGCAGGUAUUCAGGUCCAAAAGAUCAUCCAGGACAUGAGACAAAAUCUUCCCAACAAUGAAGAUGACUAUGAACUGAUUGAAAACUCCCAUUUAAGACCAAAUAAGCAGGGCCAAACCUCAGAAGAGUAUAAGCAAACAGUAUUGUAGGUGGCGCUAUACUACUUGCAGCAGUAGGGGGACUUAACAAGGCUGGUUUCUUGAAUGUACUUUCCAGUCUCACAACACUCUCAAUGCACAGCUGAACUAACUUAACCC